AUGGCGUCCUUCUGGCUUACCUCGGUCCUCUCCGCCCUCUCCCUCGGCGCCCUCCAUGUCUCCGCGUUCGACAACUCGAGGUACUGGGGCCAGAACUCGUAUGGCGCUACACACAGCGACACAGCGAACUUCCAGAAGAGCAUUGCAACGUACUGUCAGGACGAUUCGAUCGACGCGUUGCCCAUUGCGUUCCUGAACGUAUUCUUCGGUGCCGGCAAUGAACCUUCCAUCGACCUUUCCAACAUCUGCAGCAGCGUCGACGACCCGGUCUUCCCGGGCACGAGCAUGCCCGACUGCAGCUUCCUCGCGUCCGACAUCCAGUUCUGCCAGUCCAAGGGGAAGAUCGUCACGAUCUCCCUCGGCGGCGCGACAGGCGCUGCGAGCUUCACCUCCGACGAGCAGGCUGCGGCCUUCGGUGACACCAUCUGGAACACCUUCCUCGGUGGCUCUGGAGCGAUCCGUCCGUUUGGCGGUGCAGUCCUCGACGGUAUCGACCUCGAUAUCGAGGGUGGUGGAACGACGCACUUUGCUGCGUUCGUGAACCAGAUCAGGUCUCAUGCUGCCGGGGCCAGCAAACAGUACUAUGUCACUGCGGCGCCACAGUGUCCUUUCCCUGAUGCCUUCCUCGGCACCGUCUUGAACGCAGUCGCGUUCGAUGCGGUCUACGUCCAGUUCUACAAUAACUUCUGCGGCCUGACCAACUUCAACAACCCCAACGCCUGGGACUUCGACCAAUGGGACACUUGGGCGAAGAACACCGCCGUGAACAAGAACGUCAAGAUCUACAUCGGCGCCCCCGCCUCGCCCUCGGCCGCCGGCUCAGGCUACGUCGACGCGACGACGCUCGGGAACAUCGCGAUAACGACGCGCAGCCAAUUCCCGUCUUUCGGCGGUGUCAUGCUCUGGGACGCCUCGCAGGCCUUCGAGAACGACCGGUACGACGCUGCGAUCAAGAACUUGAUCAGACAGGGUUCGGGAGGCGGCUCGACCUCUGUCCCGGUCACGGUUUCGACCAGCUCCGUCCCGACCGCGCCGACUAGCGCGCCCCCGACCACGACCGCACACAGCACGACAGCAGUACCGACCACGACCGCCCAGUCCGGCAGCUGCGCCGGCGUCGCCGCCUGGGUCAGCAACGUCGCCUACGAGGGCGGAGAUACCGUGAUCUUCAACGGACACCUCUGGACGGCGAAGUGGUGGAGCUUCGGAGACACCCCCGGAGGUAACGCGGUUCUCCCUGCGUCGCGGCCGAGAAGCUUAGCUUACUGCGUGCUCACCGCAGGUGUCGCGGGCGACUGGACGGACGGCGGCGCGUGCACGAGCUUCGCCGCGGCGGUGCCGACCGCGCACGUCGCGGCUGCGCCGGCCACGGUAGCGAGCGUGCCGACCGCCAGUGCGUAG
Molecule: messenger RNA, 1401 nt
Organism: Trametes versicolor FP-101664 SS1
Lineage: Eukaryota; Fungi; Basidiomycota; Agaricomycetes; Polyporales; Polyporaceae
Product: glycoside hydrolase
Exons: 10
Coding region: 1-1401 (466 amino acids)
Biological process (GO): carbohydrate metabolic process
Cellular component (GO): extracellular region
Molecular function (GO): carbohydrate binding; chitinase activity
Source: RefSeq, a predicted model, not a curated record